AUGCAGACUAUACAAAUCCCCGUAUGGGCUCAAACAAGCGUUAAGACAGUGGAACUUGAAAUCAUUGAGGCACUGAUAAAUGCAGAUUUUGUACAGAGCAAGCAUGAUCAUUCUUUUUUCACUGUGAGGAAGAAUACUAAACUUGUCAUCAUUCUUGUUUAUGUUGAUGACCUCCUCAUCACAGAAAAUGAUGCUGAUAUGAUUCAAGAAGCCAAGACCAUACUUCAUAAGGCAUUCAGAAUUAAGGACUUGGGCUUUUUGAAAUACUUCUUGGGGAUUGAAGUUAGCAGAUCCCAGAAAGGCAUAGUGCUGUGUCAAAGGAAAUAUACAGUGGAACUAAUAGCAGAAUUGGGACUAGCAUGGUCUAAACCUGCAAUUACCCCAAUGGAGCAAAACAUGAAGUUAACAACAGUGGAGUAUGAUGCGCAUUGUAACUUGAAGGAUGGUCCAGCACUCACAGAUGUCAAAGGAUAUCAAAAGCUCAUAGGGAAGCUUCUGUACUUGACAUUAACUAGGCCUGAUUUUGCCUAUACAGUACAGACUUUAAGCCAAUUCAUGCAAGCUCCUAAGAAGUCGCACUUGGAGGCAACACAUAGAUUGGUGAGAUACUUGAAGAAUGAACCAGGAUUAGGCAUUCUCAUGAGUGCAGAUGGUGACAUGACUCUAAGAGCAUACUAUGACGCAGACUGGGCAAACUGCCCAAAUUCAAGGAAGUCAGUAACAAGUUACUUGGUGAAGUUUGGAAAGUCCCUAAUCUCAUAG
Nicotiana tabacum (common tobacco) is the source of this 762-nucleotide messenger RNA. The record is from RefSeq and is a predicted model, not a curated record. Lineage: Eukaryota; Viridiplantae; Streptophyta; Magnoliopsida; Solanales; Solanaceae.